GUGCGCCUUCGGAAGUCACAGAAAACACGUUUCUGUCCAUGUUAGCCGCAGUCUCAACUGCAUUUAUAAAGUUAGCGAUGUGACAGAAUAAUACUGUUCCCAUUUUCAUGUCAGCAGGUUUUUCUAAAUAAAGAAGAGAAUCCCCAGCGCAGCAGUAAUGUCGGGGGCCAAACACAGGAUGCGCAAUAGAAAGAUGAGAGAUCAGCCCACCAGUGUGACCUAUUCAGCGCCAGGCUGGCGCAAUGGUGGAGACACUCCUGCCGGUCGUGCCAGUGACUUCCAUCAUGCGAAGGGGCAAGGCCUACCCCAACAGGGCGGUGGGUGGUCCAGGGGCCACCAGUCAGGUGGCUCGGUGUACCCUAAGGAGCUUCCCAAAUGCAUCACCAGCACAUAUUUUGCCAGGGCCAGGUCUGCAGAGGUGAAGGCGAUGCUGAAGGCUGUCAACAAGACGACUGGCAGCUGCCAUACCUUUGGCGCUCUGCCCAAACACAUGAGACGCAGAGCCAUGAGCCACAACACUAAACGGCUGCCCACCAGGCUACGGGAAGGAGCACAGAGGAUGUUGGAGAAAAGCCUGCAAGCUGCAAAGAAGGAGAAGAAGGAGGAGUCAAAGGCCAAGAGCCGCAAAGCCCGUCGUCGCCAUGGUAACCUGCUCCUGGAGUUCAACCGUAGACAGAGGAAGAACGUCUGGUUGGAGACGCACAUCUGGCAUGCCAAGCGCUUCCACAUGGUGAAGAAGUGGGGUUACUGUCUGGGGGUCAGGCCCACCCUAAAGUGCUAUCGGGCCUGCUACAGGGCCAUGAGCAGCCACUGCCUCCUGCAGGACCUGUCCUAUUACUGCUGUGUGGAGCUGCAGGGCCCAGAGGAGCAGCUCCUGAGCGCCCUCUCCAGGCUCACCAGCAAAGACACGGGGCCAACCUUCGCUGCGCUGCAGUGCCUCUCCGGGCGCAAGCAGGGCAGUGUGGUUCUGUACAGGCCUGAUCAGUACCCCGCCCAACCGCUGGGCCCUGUGCUCUUCCUUUGGAGGCCCCGUAGUGAGGGCUCUACUCACAGACAGCUGUGGAUAUGGGGCCACCCCACACUAAAGCAGGACCUCCUGUCUGAGCUGCGAACAUUGUGCCAGUGCUCUGAGCCGGUGAUGCCAGUGCCUAAACCAGUGCCCAGCCCAGCAGUGGAAGCCGUAGCAGUGCCAGCCAAAGACCCGACUCAGAAGCCGGCCAGUGGACGGAAGAGGAAGAGGGAAGAGCAGGACUCUGAUGGCCAGCCGGCCAAGAAGAUACUUGGGGACGGGACUCGGUCACCUACCUGCCCUGUCACAUGGAAGUCAACCACAACUGGAAUAGUCAUUAAUGACCUAACCAUGGAAAUGGUGCGCUAUCGCCUCAUUGGUCCACUCUCUCACACUGUCCUGACUGAGGCUCUGUCUCCUGCCACAGACUGUGAUGAAGCAGCCAAAAGCAGUCAGUCAUGCUUCUGGUGGCCCGAGUACUCCAACCAGGAGCAAAACAUGGCUCUUCACCGAGAGCAAGCUGACGUCUUCCAGCUCCUCAAGGGUGUGUAUUCCUCCACUGAGAUCCCAGCAGGCUCUGUCCUGGGCCUGACCGUAGAUGACCCCCGCAUCUCCCUGCCCCGCAGGAGAGUCCAAGCCGAGCCUGACCUUCAGCAGGCCAUAGGUGUGGACGAGGAGAAGAGAAGGGCUCUUACCCUGCAGGGAGUACCGGAGCACUGCUGCCAGAGUGCCCUGUGGGAUCGGACCGUAAGGGACAACGUCACCGACAAUAAGCUACCUGAGAAGGAGCUAAAUCGGAUGCGGAGCGAGCUCCUGGUGCCCGGCUCCCAGCUGACGCCCACCCCUCUGCAGGGCCGUGUGCCCGUGCUGCUGGUGCACCAGCCGGGAAAGCAGCUGGGCCAGGAGAUGCCCUCCUGGGGGGUGGGCUGGGACCUGCUGCUGCCCAAAGGCUGGGGCAUGGCCUUUUGGGUGCCUCUGGUGUAUAGAGGGGUCCGAGUGGCCGGUCUCCAGAUGAGCCUGAAACACUCCCAGCACAAGGGGGCGCCCCACUUCCCCCACGACUACCCAGACUGCCCUGCAGGUGCCCGCUUCCAGGACGAGCAGCAGGCAGAGCUCAUGGACAAGUUUACAAGACGCCCGCCCGCCAAGAGGACCAAUUAUAUCAAACACGGCUGCCUGGCGCCGUUUCGAUGCCCCUGGCAACAGCUGGCAGAGGAAUGGGUGGAGAUCGUCAAGGAGACUGGCAAGGGCACCGAUACACGGACUGACGUGGAGACAGCCGGAGCUCCACCCAGUCGGUUUUCUGUGCUCAGGAGCAGGAAGGUGCUGAAGCAGCUGUCUGCGUGGUGUCAGCCCACCUCCUCCAGAGGCCAGCGGCUCCAGCGCGGGCCCCAGCCCUCUGCCCUCUCCCCGGCCAGCGCCGCCGCCCUGUGGGCCUCGCACGGACGCGUCCUGGUGUGGGCGCGCUUCUCGCUGCUGGCCAAGGGCCGGCCGGAGCUGCACGCCAUGGUGUGCGUGCCCACGGAGGAGGACCUGCGGCUGCUGAGCCGGGACCCCCACUGCACGGGCCCCCAGGAGCCCCGCCAUGUGGACCACUUCAGGAAGCGCGUGCAGAGCGCUCGCAAAGACAAGAAGAAGAAGAAGAAGAAAGAUAAAGCAGAAGGAGCCUCAGCAGAGAGUGCGACUGGCUCUGGUGGUAGCGCCAAGAAGCCGGACGCAGCCUCUGACCCGAGCUUGGGGUCUGCUGAGCAGCCAGGUUCUGUCCCAGAGGUCACCUCCAUCCCCGGUAGUAUUUCGGACAGCGAUUCGAGCGCCAUUCCAGCUCUGCCCCAGGCUCCUGUCACGCCAUCUGACCAGGACCCCUCCGCCGCCACUCCUGCUCCAGCUCCUCCUGCGGAGGCGGAGAGGCUGGUCCUGGGGCUGUGGCCGGAGCCACUGCCCAGUGUGACGUCGCACUGCUCGCGCGUGACCCUGGGCUGGGUGACGCAGGGCGACUUCUCGCUGGCAGCGGGCUGCGGGGAGGCGCAGGGGCUGGUCAGCCUGACGGGCCUGCUGCAUGCGCUCCUGGGCCAGCCGCCCGAGCGCAGGGGCCUCGUGCUGCUCAGGAACCCCUCCUCUCUGCAGUACCGCUUCGCCAAGGUCACCAUCGAGGCCUAAGACCCCCCCCAAGGACACACAUACAUACACACUCACUCACUCACACACACACACACACACACACACACACACACACACACACACACACACUUACACAUGUGCUGAUCACUCACAGCUGAUUGGCUAUUAUCCAUGGGUGAAAGAAGAAAACCUGCAGGCUGCUAGUUUGCUACAUCAUAUGCUAGCUAACUGCAUGCCAGUGCAGGCUAUCUCUCUCCCUCACACACUCACACACACACACACACACACACAACAGAUUUCUGCUCACUUGAUGGACACUGGCUAUCUUCUGUGGGCUACUGCAGACGCUCCAGCUUUGCUGCAUUCUCCAGUGUGCACUGAACGCUUCCUAGCGACACGGCGGAGUGCAGUCGCCUCCAUGUGAAUCAGAACAGCUUUAAUCCUCACAACUCAGACGUGCAUGUAGAGCAUCGUUCACACCGGCAUGUGCCACGUAGAAUUAAACUCUGCCCCAGCUCUGGUCAGGUCUGCAAGGAUGGUAUUUCUGUAGCCUCUAUUAUAAGCUGUGAGGGACAUGGAACAAGCCUUGUGCAGUCCAGUGAAGGGGUUUGUUGUUAUUCACUGAGAGCUUGGCUGAUUGCUCAGCCAUCACAGUUGUGGUUUAGGUGUGUGCGUUUGCUUGGUUCUUGUUGGGAUGGAACACAAAUGUAAUUGCAAAGCUAUGGAUGAUGUCUUCACAAAGUGCAUCACAAGACUACAUGGUACAGACCCAUGCACAGUUAAUUAUACCUUGCACGACAUUUGGAAAAACUGAAGAACUAGUGCCUCUGUUUGAGUGUUACCUCAAUCCUUUGUCUGGAUUUCUAAACAUUCAUUUUUGUUCAGUUUGGUCUGGGUCCUGCAUGGGACAGACUGCUUGGUGUGAGAGUGAACAACAGGAAUGUAAGGUGUUCUGUUCACUCUCGCCACCUCUAGCAUGAACAUCCUCAUCUUCAAACACCCAAAGGUGUGAAAUGUGACUAACAUUAGGUUAGAAACUUGUGUGAAAUGUGUUUUUUUUUUUUUUUUUUUUUUUGCACCUCAUCCGUUAUGACAUGUACCAUUAUCUCAUGAACACUUUUUUUUUUUCCUAAAUGCAUUCAGUGCCUGGAGUUUGGGACAGGUGCCAUUUGAGUUUUAGGUUUGGUUGAAAUGCCCUGUGGGCACUGAGACCUUUCUCACCUACGGGACCUGCAUCUGGGUCAGAUGUUUUAUUCAGUUGGAUUAUAAAUAAUUAGUUUUUACAUGGUGUAACGGUUUUACUUUGAUGAAUGUGUUAUGUUGGUCUCGGCACCAGAUCUCUCAUUUCCUGCUUCAGUGGUGGUAUUCAUGCUCCUGUCGCUUGUUUCCUUUUGAUGUCAAUAAAAUCCACCUCUCUCAAACCA
Messenger RNA from Alosa sapidissima (American shad), 4551 nucleotides. RefSeq names its product POP1 homolog, ribonuclease P/MRP subunit (gene pop1). Gene Ontology annotation, biological process: tRNA 5'-leader removal. The transcript is spliced from 16 exons. NCBI's taxonomy places the organism in Eukaryota, Metazoa, Chordata, Actinopteri, Clupeiformes, Clupeidae. The record is from RefSeq and is a predicted model, not a curated record. Gene Ontology annotation, cellular component: ribonuclease MRP complex; nucleolar ribonuclease P complex. Bases 158 to 3166 code for a protein of 1002 amino acids.